This is a messenger RNA of Asparagus officinalis (garden asparagus), 1218 nucleotides long. Its product is annotated as AT-hook motif nuclear-localized protein 22-like. Gene Ontology annotation, molecular function: minor groove of adenine-thymine-rich DNA binding; DNA-binding transcription factor activity. Gene Ontology annotation, cellular component: nucleus. The record is from RefSeq and is a predicted model, not a curated record. Gene Ontology annotation, biological process: vegetative to reproductive phase transition of meristem. NCBI's taxonomy places the organism in Eukaryota, Viridiplantae, Streptophyta, Magnoliopsida, Asparagales, Asparagaceae.
CUUCACAGAUAGAGAAAAGUGGGCCUGGCCACCGCCCAUGCGCAGGCUGUCUUAUUAUCCAGACCAAACACCUGCUCUCUCUCUCUCUCUCUCUCUCCCUCGCUCUCAUCCAAUCCUUCUCACUCAAAGACCAACACCAAGACCAACUCUCCCUUCCCUUUCUACCUCUCCCCUCCCUUUGACCUAACCCUUAGCCCUAACCCUAACCCUAACCCUAACCCAUCCGUUUCCUACCUCUCCCAGCUCUCUCCUAAAUCCCAAUCGAUAUCAAUAUAGACCACAGAGAUCGUGACAACUUAAUUCGGUCGGUCACAAGUACUACUACAAGAUCAAGAAAAUAAAGCUCGAGCUGCUGCCCGCCGUUUGCUUGUUCGAUCGAUCGAGCUUGGGUCGUGCUUUCUCUUCUCCGAGGAAUUCAAAGCCAUGGAUGCUGCAUCCUCCGGCGCCACCAUCUCCCUCCUCCUUUCCACACCAGAGACCCACCACCAGUUCCAGCACCAGCACCACAGCACCAGCACCACACCAGCUCCUCCAACAGGCCCAAAUCCGAAGACGAGCACAGCGCCACCAGCAUCAGCAAGAAACUCAAAACUCGACGAAAACACCACCGACAACAGCGGAGACGGCAAGGAGCUCGUCCCCGCCCACUCGGGCGGAGACGGCGAGAUCACCCGCCGCCCCCGCGGCCGCCCCGCCGGGUCGAAGAACAAGCCCAAGCCCCCAUCAUCUCACCGCGACAGCGCCAACGCGCUCCGUUCCCACGUGAUGGAGAUCGCCAGCUGCGACAUCGGGGAGAGCGUCGCCUCAUUCGCCCGCCGCCGCCAGCGGGGCGUCUGCGUGCUCAGCGGCAGCGGCACAGUCACCAACGUCACCCUCCGCCAGCCCGCCUGCGCCGGCGCCGUCGUCAUCCACGGCCGAUUCGAGAUCCUAUCCCUCUCUGGCUCCUUCUUGCCGCCGCCAGCGCCUCCAGCCGCAACCGGACUUACUAUUUACUUAAGCAGGGGACAAGGGCAGGUUGUCGGGGGCAGCGUGGUGGGAGUUGGUAGCGGCGGGCCCCGUAGGAUAAUGGCGGCGUCGUUUGGAACGCGGCGUACGAGAGGCGCCGCUUGAGGAGGAGGGAGGCGACGAUGGCACCGGACGCUAACGGCUUGUGGGCCAGUCUCCGCCGCCGCCGCAGCAGCAGCAGGGCAUGAACGAUGGUUCCACGGCUGCCGCGAA